GCAAAAUAUAGAUUUAUAUUGUUGAUCGUACUGCCUGUAAUGGGUUUCUUCUUGGAUAGACAAAUGACUGCUGAGAUUGUGCCUGGAAUAUUGACUGUCUCAAUCCUUGUGGGGAUCUGCUUUGCAAAGAAUAUUCCUGCUAGUUUUGUUUUUGGAGAUUCCUUGGUUGAUGUAGGAAACAAUAACUACAUUGUUUCACUCUCCAAGGCUAAUUUUCUUCCCAAUGGGAUCGAUUUUGGAAUGCCUACAGGACGAUACACAAAUGGAAGAACAAUUGUCGACAUCAUAGGUCAGGAAUUGGGUCUCAAAGACUUCACUCCUCCCUACUUGGCUCCAUCGACAGCAGGGCUUGUACUUCUGCAGGGUGUCAAUUACGCCUCUGGUGGAGGUGGAAUUCUUAAUACCACUGGAAAGAUCUUUGGAGGCCGAAUCAACCAGGACGCACAGAUGGAUAAUUUUGCAAACACAAGACAAGACAUAAUCUCGAACAUUGGUGCUCCUGAGGCUCUAAAAUUGUUUGGAACAUCCUUGUUCUCAGUUACAAUCGGCUCAAAUGACUUCAUCAAUAACUACCUGACCCCUGUCCUCUCAGUUCCUGAACAGAAGUUAAUUUCACCGGAAAUGUUUGUUGACACCAUGAUUUCCAGAUACAGACUACAACUAACGAGACUCUACAACUUGGGUGCUAGAAAGAUUGUGGUGGCAAAUGUAGGACCCAUUGGGUGUAUACCAUAUCAGAGGGAUUCAAAUCCAGCUGCAGGAGACAAUUGUGUUAAUUUGCCAAAUCAAUUAGCUCAACAAUUCAACACCCAGCUGAAAAGCCUUGUCACAGAGCUCAGCACAGAUCUGCAGGGAUCACAAUUUGCCUAUGCAGAUGUUUAUCACAUUGUACAAGAUAUCCUGCAAAACUUCAUAUCAUAUGGUUUUGAGAAUGCAAAUUCUGCUUGCUGCUAUGUUUCUGGGAGGUAUGGGGGAUUGAUCCCCUGUGGUCCUCCAUCAAAAGUUUGUGGGGACAGAUCAAAGUAUGUGUUCUGGGAUCCAUACCAUCCGUCUGAUGCUUCAAAUGUCAUCAUUGCCAGGCGUCUCUUGGAUGGUGACUCCAAUGACAUCACACCAAUCAACAUCAGGCAACUUGCUGGAUUGUGAUCUUAAAGAUUGCAAAGAGCUUUCAAAGGAUGAGUUGAUAAAAAGUUGGUGCAUGGGAUGGGAGAUUUCGUACUCUUUCUGGGACAUUAAGAGACAUAGUUUAUAGAAAGUUUAUUAAUUUUUAGUAAAAUAAAGCCAUAGAAAAAGCAUUUGAUGUACCCCAAGAAUUUUGAUUACAAGCUAUGGUAAAUUCCUAUCUUCAAUAGGAAGUGAUGCCGGACAAGACAGAGUUAAUUGGGUUCUAUAGUUUUAUUUAAAUUGUAUUACUUAAUUGAGUUGAAAUUAUGUUUUAUUUAAAGGAAUUUAAGUUUUUUUUUUUUUCUUAAUUCAAUAAUAGGUUUGACUAAA
Corylus avellana is the source of this 1494-nucleotide messenger RNA. The record is from RefSeq and is a predicted model, not a curated record. Lineage: Eukaryota; Viridiplantae; Streptophyta; Magnoliopsida; Fagales; Betulaceae.